This is a messenger RNA of Drosophila novamexicana, 1988 nucleotides long. RefSeq lists its product as uncharacterized. Gene Ontology annotation, cellular component: transcription regulator complex; nucleus. Gene Ontology annotation, biological process: regulation of transcription by RNA polymerase II. Lineage: Eukaryota; Metazoa; Arthropoda; Insecta; Diptera; Drosophilidae. Gene Ontology annotation, molecular function: DNA binding. Bases 212 to 1801 code for a protein of 529 amino acids. The record is from RefSeq and is a predicted model, not a curated record. The transcript is spliced from 7 exons.
UUUACACAACACUAAAAAAAAAAACAUAAAAAAAUAUUCACUUGAACUUUGAAGCACUUUCCAACACACAUUUGCGAAUUAAUUGUCAAACUGGACUUUAUUUAGCUGAGAACCGUGUUUGCACGCAUUUGCCCUUUCGACUGAUUUUCUUAGUUGAUUUUUUGGUUAAUUGAAGUGCAUUCUGUUGUUGCGAUUCGAUACUGUGUCUAACAUGGGCCGGCCACGCAGCAUCGAGAUCCACAAAUUGGUGGAGAUGCUUCCGAAUAAACAAUAUUGUCGCUGCAUUCUGUGCGACAAGUUGCUGAGCGGCGCGGUCCGGAGCAAUAUCAAGCGGCAUUACGAGCGCCUCCAUCCGGAAGUUGUCCUGCCCAAGGCUAAGAAGAGGAAGCAUUUAACGCACUUGAAAACUUCCAGCAACAAUGUCGAGCACGUGAAAAUGGAACAGAACGGAAAAGUAACGAAAUUGAACAAAAAUCGCGUACGCAAAUGCAUCGUGGAUUGGAACAGUCGUGUGGUGCAGGCGCUCGUCGAGAAUGUGCGAAAGAACGAGAACCUAUGGAAUCCGCAUCAUUGUUUCUACAAAGAUCGCAUCAUAACGCGAAAUGCUUGGGAGAAUGUUUCGGCUGCCAUCGAUGUACCGAAAAGCGAGGCAAUCCUCAAAUGGCAUUCCAUACGUUCCAGCUACAGAACGCAUUUGAAAAACCUGCAGGAGUUCAGAUCCGGACAGAUUGUCAAGGACAAGAAACCAAAUCCAUUAUAUUCAACAAUGUCCUUUCUCGAUUCUGUCAUGAAGUUUCCGCCCACAAAUCCUCAACUGACUACGCAUCCAGCAAACAAACAGGCCGCAACAUAUGAGACAAGCCGAAAACCCUUUCAGCUCCGAGCUAGCGAUAAUAUCUGGGAUGGCAGCCUGAGGAAAAUGGAGCCCAUCCAGGCGCUAAUUGCCGGCAAAUUGAUUAGCAGCGUCCUCAUCCAAGGCCAAUUGGGCCAAUUGAGCAUGAGCAGCAAUAUCGCCCAUAAUACGCCCAGGCUGUUCGAAUCGUAUCAACUACCCCGUAUUGGAUGUCCGACAUUCAGAAGCGUUGAGACCUUGGUGGAAUUGCUGCCAAACAACAUACAUUGCCGUUGCUUGCUGUGCGGCGCUAUGAUGCCAUAUCAAUAUGAUAACAUAAGAGAGCAUUACGAGAGCUACCAUCCAAAUUUGGCCGUUAAUCAACACGCAGCAAGCAAUGCGUCGACUGCAGCCAACGCGCCGAGCAGCACGCGUCAAAGUCAAUGCAAUCUAAUGGAAAAAUUGGCAUUCAGACUUGACGAACCUGGCCAACAGCAGAUGCCCAUCGGGGCCGGAUGCCCCAAUGAUUAUGAGGAGGACACAUCCAGUUUGAAUGGCAACGGCCAAUUCGAGAGCGUGGACAUUGGCAAGGAGGAGCUGUGCGAGGUGGUCCACUCGCCGGAGGCAUUAAACGAUUCCAGCGAAUCGUUCAUCUAUCCGGACAAUCCCAACGAUGAGGAUCCAUUCAUAAUGACCAAUUUCGCCCAGGCAAACACAAUGGGCAGCCCGAGCACUAAUUCAACGCCCGCCCCCCAAACGGGCAACAGCUCGAACAAUGCAACGGCCAGCAGUUCCAUGCACUCGUCCAACGAUGCCAGCUUCCUGCAAUACCUGAGCGAUAAGUUUGGCAAAUACAGCUCGAACACCAAAUACACGGUGCAAUACCAUAUCAAUUGCAUAUUGUACAAGGCCGACAUGGGCUGUUACGAUAAUGCCGACGCCUCCAAGUUGCCCGAUUCGUAUGCAUAGGCACUCCAUAUGUACAUAUAUACACAUGCACAUACACAUAUACAUAUAUAUAUAUGUAUAUGUAUAUAAUAUAUAUCCAACUAUGUUAAGCACGCCAAUUAUAUACAUAAUACAUAAAGACAUUUCGUAGCUUAAAUCGGAAUAAGUAGUUUCCAACUUGAUUUGUUCACAAAGCAAAACUAUAUUA